AUGGUUGUAGAGGACGGUGCGCCGAUGUUGGUCCUCACUGAUCCCUCAGCCAAGGCGUCCUCAUAUCGAAUCGACACUGGGGGCGACUUUACCGAGCCCAAUGAUAAGUACCUGAUUGGAUUGGGAAAGAGAAAUAGCUUUGGGCUGGUCUCUCGGAUUGCCACUAUGCUGGCUGCGAAUAACGCCAAGAUAGAGUUCUCGCCGAUCAUGAAGUUCUUUGUUGUCCGUGGACCCUUUGAGAUGGGAGAAAUUGUCGAUAUUCGAUUUGUGACUAGCAUGGCAGCUGCCGUUGACUUUAGCUCGGGACCUGGAGCUGAGGAACACUUUGCAGUUGUUGUACACAAAAGCGAUGGAGAGUUUGAAGUUAAAGAUGGUCGUGAAGAGGAGUAA
Pochonia chlamydosporia 170 is the source of this 390-nucleotide messenger RNA. RefSeq lists its product as hypothetical. The transcript has 2 exons. The record is from RefSeq and is a predicted model, not a curated record. The coding region runs from base 1 to 390 and encodes 129 amino acids. Lineage: Eukaryota; Fungi; Ascomycota; Sordariomycetes; Hypocreales; Clavicipitaceae.